Pteropus alecto (black flying fox) is the source of this 1486-nucleotide messenger RNA. RefSeq names its product ubiquitin conjugating enzyme E2 Q2 (gene UBE2Q2). Lineage: Eukaryota; Metazoa; Chordata; Mammalia; Chiroptera; Pteropodidae. The transcript has 12 exons. Bases 175 to 942 code for a protein of 255 amino acids. The record is from RefSeq and is a predicted model, not a curated record.
UCUUAUCCAUCAUCUUCGCCGAUAUGGUUUGUGGACUCCGAUGACCCAAAUCUGACAUCGGUUCUGGAACGUCUAGAAGAUACUGAGAUCAACAAUUCGCUUCGUCAGCAAUUGAAGUGGUUGAUAUGUGAACUCUGCAGAUUAUAUAACCUUCCUAAGCACCUGGAUGUUGAGAUGCUAGAUCAACCACUACCCACGGGUCAGAAUGGGACAACAGAAGAAGUGACUUCAGAAGAGGAGGAAGAGGAAGAGAUGGCUGAAGAUAUAGAAGACUUGGAUCACUAUGAGAUGAAGGAAGAAGAGCCCAUUAGUGGGAAGAAGUCAGAGGAUGAAGGAAUUGAAAAAGAAAAUUUGGCAAUAUUAGAGAAAAUUAGGAAGACUCAAAGGCAAGACCAUCUAAAUGGUGCCGUGUCGGGGUCCGUGCAGGCUUCAGAUAGACUCAUGAAAGAGCUCAGGGACAUAUACAGAUCGCAGAGUUACAAAACAGGGAUUUAUUCAGUGGAACUCAUAAAUGACAGUUUAUAUGACUGGCAUGUUAAACUGCAGAAGGUCGAUCCUGAUAGUCCUUUGCACAGUGAUCUUCAGAUCUUAAAAGAGAAAGAAGGCAUAGAAUAUAUUUUGCUUAACUUUUCCUUUAAGGAUAACUUCCCAUUUGAUCCUCCGUUUGUUCGAGUGGUGUUGCCUGUUCUCUCGGGAGGGUACGUGUUGGGCGGCGGUGCAUUGUGUAUGGAACUUCUCACAAAACAGGGCUGGAGCAGCGCCUACUCCAUAGAGUCGGUCAUCAUGCAGAUCAAUGCCACCUUAGUCAAAGGCAAAGCCAGAGUGCAGUUUGGAGCAAACAAGAAUCAGUAUAAUCUAGCAAGAGCCCAACAGUCUUAUAAUUCCAUUGUGCAGAUACACGAGAAAAAUGGCUGGUACACCCCUCCGAAGGAAGAUGGCUAAAUGCGUUGACUGUUGUAUGUUUGGACCAAUGUUGCUUUAAAGAAAAUCUUUCCAACAUGCAGACACAAGCUUUGAGUGCCCCGUAACAGCAGUACCGAAGACGUUAGCUAAUAGAUUAUUUUAGUGGAUAAUGUGUCAACCGACAUCCUGUAUAAGUCAUAGCCUUUUCAUUUUGCUCAUUUUAGGUAUCUUGGACUGAGCAGUGGGGCCUUUACUGUAUCCUUCCUGAUAAAUACACAUACUGGCCACUCCUUAUCAUCUCUUUUUCUUGAAAAGUGAAAUCUGUUAAGCAGGCAAGUUAGCAUCAGGUCACUGAAGCUGCGACUCUAGGGUAACUUACCCACAUCGAGCUCCUGCGUGAUGAGGACUUAGAGUAUAUUGUUCCAUUUAGAGCCAAUAAAAGUUUAAUCGACGUUUCAUACUGGUUUAGAAGAUUUCAGGUCUUCUAAGUCACAGCUUUUUCAGGUAUAAACCAUUUUAUGAUAUUGCCAAAACAAUGACAGGAUACUCAAUAAACUGUUAAGCUUUUUCAUGGCCACGUGAA